AAAGGUGCUUUGCUCAAAGUUCUUGCAGGUCUUAAAGGAAUCGAAAACAUCAGCUGCCGGCUGUCAAUCAAACGUGCUUUGGCAGAAGGUCAACAGGCGGAAGGACGAGCGAGUGUCCCAACAUUUGACAACAUUCAAGCUCAACAUGAAGCCUCGACAUGCUGCCGCCGCCGCUGCUGCUGUGUUUCUGUUCUCGCUGCUCUGGCCUGCAUGCUGGUGCAGGAACGAGGAGGAGCGCCUCAUCAACUUCCUGUUCAAGGAGCGCGCCUACAACAAGGAGCUGCGUCCCGUGCAGAGACAACAGGACGCCGUGGACGUGUACCUCGCUCUCACGCUCUCCAAUCUCAUCUCCUUGAAAGAAGUGGACGAGACGCUGCUCACCAACGUUUGGAUCGAGCACACAUGGACGGACUACCGGCUGACGUGGAACACGACCGAGUUUGACGGCAUUGACAUGCUCCGCCUCCCGUCCAGCAUGGUGUGGCUGCCAGAGAUUGUGCUGGAAAACAACAACGAUGCCCAGUUCCAGGUGGCCUACUACAGCAACGUGCUGGUGAACAACGAGGGCUUGUGCUACUGGUUGCCUCCCGCCAUCUUCCGCUCCUCCUGCUCCAUCAACGUCAACUACUUCCCCUUUGACUGGCAGAACUGCACGCUCAAAUUCACCUCGCUCACUUACAACGCCAAGGAGAUCAGGAUGCUCUUGAAGGAGGAGAGCGACGAUGAAAGCAAGUGGACGGUGGAGUGGAUCAUCAUAGACCCGGCCGGUUGGACAGAGAACGGCGAGUGGGAGGUGAUCCACCGUCCGGCCAAGAGGAACACCUACAGACACAUUCCCAUGGAGAGCAACAAGCACCAGGACAUCACCUUCUACCUGAUCAUCAAGCGCAAACCUCUCUUCUACAUCGUCAACAUCAUCAUCCCCUGCGUGCUCAUCUCCUUUCUCGCCUCGCUUGUCUACUACCUGCCUGCUGACAGUGGCGAGAAGAUGACCUUGUCCAUCUCAGUGCUGCUCGCUCAGUCUGUCUUCCUGCUGCUGAUCUCUCAAAGGCUGCCAGAAACGUCCAUGUCUGUUCCACUUAUUGUCAAGUACCUGAUGUUUAUCAUGGUGCUGGUGACGGUGGUUGUGUUGAACUGCGUAGUGGUCCUCAACCUGCACUUUAGGACCCCGAGUACUCAUGUCAUGUCUGAGUGGACCAAGAGGUUCUUCCUUGAGCGUCUGCCUCGCAUCCUGCGUAUGUCCCGCCCAUCAGAGACGGAGCCAUACUGGGAUGGAGCGUUGCCAAGGCGGUCCAGCUCGGCGGGCUACAUCGCCUCAGCGGAGGAGUACUACAGCGUCAAGUCCCGCAGUGACCUCAUGUUUGAGAGGCAGUCGGUGAGACACGGCCUCACCGCCCGACCCACGCAUGCCGCAGUGAAAAAGCUGCAGGAGGAGGGCGGCGUCACAGAGCAGCUCUACGGGGAAAUCAAGCCGGCGGUGGACGGAGCCAACUACAUCAUCAAGCACAUGCGCAACAAGAACGACUACAACGAGGAGAAAGACAACUGGAGUGGCAUCGCUCGCACGGUGGACCGACUCUGUCUCUUCCUGGUUACCCCGGUGAUGACCCUUGGCACCAUCAUCAUCUUCCUCAUGGGCCUCUACAAUCACCCUCCACCUUUGCCCUUUGCUGGAGACUCCUACAACUACAGGGAGGAAAACCCACGUCUGAUGUGACACACAUGCACACACUCACAUUCUAUUUUUGUUCGACUUUUGUGCUGUUUUUUUUUCCUGUAACUUGAGCUGACUAAGUCAUUGAAUGGGCCUAACAGCGACAAAAAACGGUGAUUGUAAAUGCUGUCAUGAUAGCCGCCGCGGUUAUUUACCGAACCGGCAAAGAGAACAGGGCCUUGAUUGGGCCGUUGGCAGGUGUUAAUUGGCAGCGACUCUCGACCUAUUUUCAGAGGGAAAAAAAUAAUAAUUUUUUGACCAAAAAUCUGCGAAUUUGGAUGCGAAUGGUGUACUUUCACUGUGCACACAAAUGUAAUGAACGUGUGAGUUCCAAAGUGAAAAUAACAAUGUAACAAACGCUCAUAAAUUGAUUUAUUUUGCCCAACAACACAUUGCAAUAAUCAGCAUUGUAUACGGGGCAUGAAAAAGCUGCAAGAAGAUUUUGUUCACGGGUUUGAAUGUUUUACUUAGUCAUCUUUAUCGGUGUCUGCCUUCGGCUCCAUGUUGACAUUGUGGUUGCUCUUCGUGUUGUCCUCCUGUUCUUUGUCCUUCGCUUUGUUCAUGCAUUGCACUGGGAAGGGGAACACAGGCUAGUUAUUAUCAGAAUCACUGCUCCUUUUACGCGACUUGGCACGGACUCACCUUUACAUAACAGGUACCCUGUGAGGAAGUACAGUAGACUCACGAAGAAUGUCAGCGUGCUGAAGUAAACCCACCAUGGUGUGUCAUCAUCUGAUGGAGGAAAAUGUGAUCUUAUAAAGCUUUUAUUGACACUCCAUCCAAAAUAUCGAUUUUCCAUCAGGCUCCAACAUACACAAACAGGUUUUGGCACUUUUUUUUUUUGUUUGUUUUUUUAACAAAGAGGAAGAAUAACAAUAUGCUUUCCAGCUGCAUUUUGAACUGACAAGUUCCACAAAGCUGUCAUGCAUAUUGUCUGGAAAAUAUGGUUUUGUUGUUGCACUUGUAAAAUGUUUUGUGUCCAUUAUUCAAUUAGAUUUGACUCAUAUUAGUUAUAAUAAUAUACAUGAUUAUCUGCUCAAGGCGAGAGGCCUCCUGUCUCUGAAACAAGUCCUCCACAUGCUUAUCACCUGAUUCAAACGGCCUGUGGUGUCGAGGCAUGAUUUAAAUCGGCUAAAUUCAACGCUUUGUAAACCCAAGCCCUUCCCCAGUGGAUUCAUUUUUCAGAGAUGGGCUUAUUUAUCUUGGCUGCCGACACCCACUAGCUAAUGUCAGCAUUGGCUGACGCCACACAUUGCAUUGCUAUUAACGAGGGGUGGCACCAGAUCACACGAGAUUAAAGCAUGAAAAAGAAAUUCCCACUCAGAAAAAAAAAUGUCUCGUUGGCAGUACUGUAUGUCUGGGACGAUAAUUCCAUGAAUUAAUCACACAAUAAAUGAAAAUGAAAUGGAUAACUUUGCCGGCCGCUUUGUCUCUCGUCUCCAAACAGGCAGGAAGAGUUUUUCUUUAUUUUUCUGUAAUUAAAGCGUUAAAGUCCCGGCCUGGUUAGUCAAUGAAUGAAUCAAUCAAUCAGGUGUUGACUAGAUCCCAAGAUAUUUUGGACAAUUGUAUGCUUCCAACUUUGUGAGGAAGACCUUUUUCCUUUCCAAGUGCUCAAAGCAAACUCCUUUAAGGUAUGCUUGGAUGAUUUUGCUGUAGAAGAACAGCAAAGCGAGUAACACUGAAGAGUGGAAGCUGUUUUUAAUGAUCAGUUUUCCACUUCGAGCAGCCCCAAUAGUGUUGUCCACAUCAAUCACUGCGGUCAUUGUAAGGGACAAGUGAUGAUGAUGUCUUUACCUGAGAUAACGAUGACGUCCGUCUGCGUGAAGUACGUUACGUCAGGUGUCCGCACCUCGCAGGUGUACGUGCCCUGAUGCAGCAGCUCCACGCUGGGCAGCUUCAGAUGGCGCCACGCCGAGCGGCUGUCCAUCACGCGUAUCUUCCAGUCGUCGGAGAGCGCCAGAUGGCUCUGUAGGCCGCUGACGUUCAUGGAGAGGAUGUGCUCGGAGUG
Messenger RNA from Dunckerocampus dactyliophorus (ringed pipefish), 3722 nucleotides. It is a transcript of the gene chrnd, whose product is annotated as cholinergic receptor, nicotinic, delta (muscle). Bases 146 to 1717 code for a protein of 523 amino acids. NCBI's taxonomy places the organism in Eukaryota, Metazoa, Chordata, Actinopteri, Syngnathiformes, Syngnathidae. Gene Ontology annotation, molecular function: transmembrane signaling receptor activity; acetylcholine-gated monoatomic cation-selective channel activity. The transcript has 13 exons. Gene Ontology annotation, biological process: signal transduction; chemical synaptic transmission; regulation of membrane potential. The record is from RefSeq and is a predicted model, not a curated record. Gene Ontology annotation, cellular component: synapse; neuron projection; postsynaptic membrane.